Molecule: messenger RNA, 729 nt
Organism: Cooperia oncophora
Lineage: Eukaryota; Metazoa; Nematoda; Chromadorea; Rhabditida; Trichostrongylidae
Source: the annotation of a GenBank genome assembly
AUGGAGAGCGACGGCAAGAAAAAUCAAAAUAUUUGCAGGUGUCUCUUCGAUGAUUACGAAUGGAUGAGGGAGAACUCACAACCAUUGCACACUACAACGCUGCCCAUCCAAUGUACACUCGAAUCACUGCGUUCAUGGUUUGUUCGCGAUUUGUCAUUAAUGAUGGAAUGGGGCAAAUGUUUACCCAUCAUGGAUCGGUUACUUCUUAACGAUAAGCUGGCGUUGAUGAAGGCGUUCGCUCCUAUAUUCCCGUUGCUUCAAUUAGCAUACUAUACAACAUCACCGGAAGAUAAUGACAUAGUAAUAAAGCAAGAGCCAGACUGUGAGCAAGUAACAAUCGACCGGCUUAAUUUAUCCGAUGGUACAUUCAUUGAAAAGGUCAACGACAUCAACCAUACCGAAGAGAUGUACACGAUCUUGAUUGAAGGAUGUUUCAAGCUCAUGCGGCGUCUACAGAUCAAACAACAUCAUAUCGUACUGUACAAAAUGCUUUUACUUCAUAAUCCGGAUGCUGAAGGCUUGUCAUCGACUGGCAAGAAAACUAUCGAAGCCGAGCGCCUACGCCUGCUGAGCCAAUUAUUCCUCUGGAUCAGUAACGAACGUGGCAAAGCGUCACAACUGUUGUUCUCAAAUCUUUUAAUGAUGACGGCUACAUUGAAUGUAAGUUCCUAUUAUCUCGAACUUCAGUUUCGUGCGCAAAAAAAAGCUGGGUAUCAAACCAUACGAUGA